Messenger RNA from Micropterus salmoides (largemouth bass), 2069 nucleotides. RefSeq lists its product as uncharacterized. The transcript is spliced from 14 exons. The record is from RefSeq and is a predicted model, not a curated record. Gene Ontology annotation, molecular function: transmembrane signaling receptor activity. NCBI's taxonomy places the organism in Eukaryota, Metazoa, Chordata, Actinopteri, Centrarchiformes, Centrarchidae. Gene Ontology annotation, biological process: cell surface receptor signaling pathway. Bases 64 to 1983 code for a protein of 639 amino acids.
UGGUUUUUCUUUAGACAGUUAGAAGGAUUUCUCAGAAACAGAGUCACAGAGUCGGUGCCGGAUAUGAGUAUGGGACACACUUUGCUCUGUUUGCUGGGGGUUUUCUUGCUGAAUAUCCUCCUCUACUGUGGACAUGCUCAAGAUUCUCUGCUAACCAUUGAGCCAAACUGGUCCCCUUUAUUUACUGGAGAGUCUGUGACCUUCACAUGUGACAUGAGGGAAGGAAAAGACACUGACUGGUAUUACAGAAUGAACAAGGAUGGUCGAGAAUUUCUCCACUACAACACAAAUAAAAACUACACAUUACAACCACUAGAUACAGGCCACAGUGGUGAAUACCAGUGCUUUGGAAGUCUCAAGGUCUCAACAUAUUUGCCAAAGGAAAGUAAUAAAGUCUCUCUAACUGUAUCAGCACAGAGACCAAAGGCCAAACUGAGAGCUGUCAGGAGAGACUUUCCAGCAGGGGGCAGUGUGACCCUGAGCUGCUCUGUGAACCCGUCAUCUGGUUGGAAAUACUUCUGGUACAGAGGAGAGAAAACCUCUGAACCCCUGAACACACAAGAUGCUGUCUUCAUCUCAGAUGGACAAAUCAGUGUCUCACAGGGACGACUCUACUGGUGCAGAGGAGGAAGAGGAGACCCAGUUUACUACACAGAGGACAGUGAUGCAAUCGUCACAAACAGGGCUGUAGUGACUCUGCAACCCAACUGGCCUGAGAUAUACUCAGGAGAGACGAUCACUCUGAGAUGUGAGAUCAAGGAUGGAGGAGACACUGAGUGGGAGUAUGAGUGGAAAACUACGAGCUCAUACAAACCUCAAAAACAGAAUCAAUACAUCAUCAGAUCUGCUUCAUCAUCACACAUUGGAGAGUACAGGUGUCUGGGCAGAAUGAAAAGUGGAAAGUUUUCAACAGACUGGAGUGAUGCUUUCACAUUGACACUAUCUUACAAGCCCCAGCCUGUCCUCACUGUGUCUCCAUCCUGGCUGAGUCCUGGAGCCUCAGUAACUCUGAGCUGCAGAGUUAAAGAUCCAUCUGCAGGAUGGAGGUUCUUCUGGUUUAAGGCUGUUCCCAAACUAUCAGCCAACUCCUACGACCAAGAGCUGCUACCUGGCAGCAGCAACGGGACUGAACAGGAUUCCUACAUCGUUCAUGGACAGACACACACAGCAGGAUAUAAGUGCAGAGCUGGAAGAGGAGAUCCAGUGUAUUACACUUCUUACAGUAUAGCAAAGUUUGUCUGGUCUGGAGAUUUUCAUCCAGCAACAGUCAGAGUGAGUCCUGACAGAGAGCAGCACUUUUCCUCUGAGCCUGUCUCACUGAGCUGUGAGGGAAACUCUUCUAAGUGGAGAGUGAGGAGGUUCACUAAAGCCGGCCAUCUGUCAAACUGUUCUAAGUGGGGAACAAUGACUGGAUCCACAUGCAACAUCAACGAACUUCCAAACAAAACUGCAGUGUACUGGUGUGAGUCUGAAUCAGCUCAAUUCAGUAACGCGGUCAACAUCACCGUACAAAGACCUGAAGACUCUUCAUUUCUUCUGCAGUUGAUUGUUGGGCCAGUUUGUGGAAGUUUACUGAUUAUUCUCCUGCUGCUGUUGUGUUGCUACAGAAAGUCAAAGGAUUCAAAUUUUGCCAGGACCCCACAGAGAACCAAUCCGGGCUCUGCUCCAGAUCAAGUGGUUUACCAGAAUGAAACUACAGUGCACUCCUCUCAUCUGCAUGGUGAUGCUUGUCUCUCUGAAUCAAUCAGAGGCUCAGAAAAUGCUGAAAAUGAUGCAGAUGAAUCCAGCUAUGUCACAUACUCGUUGAUUCAGCUUAAACACAGUAGUAAUAAAGGGCAGCAUAAUGAACCAGAGGAGAGCUCCCUUUACUCGAAUGUGAAGACAAGAUCAGCUGCAGGAAGAUCAUCUCCUGCAGCAACAGAGGAAACUGUUUAUUCAGAAGUCAAAAUAGGAACGGCUCUUGGUAAUAAUGCUCCCAUGUAAUGUGCAUGUUGUGAUUUGUGUCUUUAAAGCGACUACAUCUUAAAUAUCCUUUUAUCUCUGCUUUUGCUGGUUUUCUUCCAGUUCCA